GCCAACGGCAAGCUCGUCAACAUCUCCAUGGGUCAGGGGCAGGAGAAGGUCGCCAUCGCGAGCCUGCACCAGGUCUCUAGGGAGGGCGGCUGGGUCAUGUUGCAGAACGUCCACCUGAUGCAGGCGUGGCUGCGGACGCUGGAGCGCAACCUGGAGCUCCUGGAGGAGUUCUCGCACCCGGACUUCCGCUGCAUCCUCACCUCCGAGCCCCCCAGCGCGCUGCAGGGGUGCGCCCCGCGGGGUCGCGGCGGGCCGUUCACGCGGUCUUUCUCUUUCGCCAUGGGGUCGGAUGACCUUUGGGAGCGGAUGGCGGCGCUGCCUGUGGCCCAGGCGGCGUUCGGCGAGGCGGCGGGGGCGCUCAGGGGCCACAGCGGCACCAAGGCCUUGUCCGUGGCUGCGGCGGCCGCGGUGCGCGGAGCUGCCCCGGGCGCCGCUGCGGGCGCAGCCGGAGCAGGUGCUGCCGCCUCGGCCUGCGGCGGGGGGCCCAAGAGCGAGAUCGCGCUGCUCGCCGAGGUCCUCGACGCGGUCGGCGAGGCGUCGGACCUGGAGUGGCCGGUCUCGGUCCAGGACGCCAAGGGCCUCCUGCAGGACAGCGGGGCGGUCGCUGGCUUCCCGCCUUGGGAGGCGACCGACAGCGUGCAGGAGCAGGUGAAAGACGGUUUCUCCAUCGGCGCGGGCUCCGCGGCAGCGGUGGAGCAGCUCGGCAUCGGCUCGGGGACGGAGUCGGCGGGCUCGCUGUCCGUUGAGAUGGGCACGCAGACGGAGGAGCUGGAGGUGAACGCGGGGGAGUUCGUGGAGAUGGGGUUCGCGCUGGAUCCGCAGCCGACGACCAGCCGGAGCCCGUGGCCCACUGCGCCAGUCCCACCUGCCCCCCAGCUGGAGGACGGCGCGAGCUUGAAGCGGUCCGCGGUCGGCUCGGACGUGGGGCCCCACGGCGCCGACGACGUCGGCAGUCUGAACGUGGAGUUCGUGCGCUCGGCCGGCGACGCGGCCGCGGUCGUGGAGGAGCCAGGAGAUGCACCACCCGUGGAGGUGCGCUCGGGGGCGGCGACGCUGGCCAAAGGCGACAAGGUGGUGGGCAUCGUGGUCUCCGCGAACGUGCCGAGGCAGAGCUGGCCGUGCCUCGCCAAGGCCGAGGGUGCGGAGGCUGCGCCGUCGGCGCCGAGUCGCAGGCCCAGGCGCAAGAUGGCCCCAGACUGA
This is a messenger RNA of Prorocentrum cordatum, 1200 nucleotides long. NCBI's taxonomy places the organism in Eukaryota, Dinophyceae, Prorocentrales, Prorocentraceae. The record is from the annotation of a GenBank genome assembly.